Messenger RNA from Ambispora leptoticha, 657 nucleotides. Lineage: Eukaryota; Fungi; Glomeromycota; Glomeromycetes; Archaeosporales; Ambisporaceae. The record is from the annotation of a GenBank genome assembly.
CUUUGGUUAUCAUUUUUCGAAUCUCUGGAUUUAAAUUCUGGUGCUGUCACUGACUCUUCACCAGAUUCCCGAAAAUCGACGAUAUCUCUGUUUGGCAGAAAAAGCAAUGACUCAAAAGUGUCAAAAUCACAUAGUGUUGCUGUCUCAUCGAUCUCUUCUACGUCUUUCCCACCUCCUAGUUUAAAUAAUCAGCAUCAAACUCCAAUCUCAGGCUCAAAAGAAAAUUUUUUUACGCCAGUUGGAUUUUCUACACCCUUUAAUUCCGAAAAAAUGCCUCGUCUAUUCCGACGCACAUUCUCACGACAAGUACCAACCCCUGAUUCUUUGGAUACUAAUUUCACUCCGAAAAUUGUUGCUAGUCGAAGUAGUAAGGGUACACCAUAUCCCCGACCACCUGCCUCAAUCACCUCAACAAAUUCCGAGUAUCCGGAUAUGUCUCCGCCAGUCACGAUUCAAUUUUCAGUUCCACCAUCUAUAUUACUUAAAACGCCUGCUAAGGAAGCGGCAAAAUGUAUCGUGGAUGAUGUGUUGAAUAUGGCAAGUCCAGUUCCAUCAACACCUUCAGAACUAAAUAAUGCUUCCAUUUUGCCGGAAUCCGUGAUAAAAUUUGAUGAAAAUGAUUCAGAUUCGGAAUUCGGUGAAUUUUUCAGACUUUAA